AUGAAUGGUAAAAAGUUUGUGGAAUCACAUUUUCAUAAAUAUCUGACAGAACACUUGAAUGCAGAAAUUGCAUUGAACACAAUACAAAACUUCGACAUUGCAAUGAAUUGGAUACGUUCGACGUUCUUUUACGUGAGAGCAGUGCGAAAUCCUUCGUCUAAAUACGAACUACAACCACGAAUGGACAAAGAUCUUAUUGAUAGGAAGAUUGAAGAAAUGUGCUUACGACAGAUCAAGGAACUUCAAAAAAACGGUUUAGUAAUACUGAAUGGAAUGAAUCUUCAGACUACAGUUUAUGGAAAAUUAAUGUCUAAAUAUUACUUGUCUUUUGAGACAAUGAAGCUAUUUCGACAGAUUAAGGGUUCCGAAACAUAUUUAGAGACCAUAAACACAAUUGUAAAAUGCAAAGAAUUUUCUGAUUUUGUUAUUAGAGCUAAUGAAAAGGGAAUCUUGAACCAACUAAAUGGAAGUCCUAUUAGAUUUCCUAUUCGCGGUCGCAUUAGAUCUAACGAAGAUAAAAUAUCUUGUUUGAUUCAAGCUGUUUUUGGUAAUCUUACAUUGCCAACUCCUGCACUGAUUCAGGAAUCCAUAAAAAUAAUACGCAUCGGUGAUCGGCUAUCAAAAUGUUUACUGGAGUAUUUGCGACUUAGACAAUCGAAUGAUUCAAAAUUUCGUUGCUACAAGGCAUUGCUAAAUGCCCUGACGAUUGUUAAAUGCUUUCAUGCCAAAUUGUGGGAAAAUUCAGAGUUCGCUUCGAAACAGAUAAGAAAAAUUGGUGCUGUGCACUCAAGUUUGUUGGUGAAUGCGGGAAAAACCACUAUAAAAUCAAUAUCUGAGACAGAUGCACGUACAAUUGAGUCGAUAUUAAACUUAUCUGCUCCAUUCGGUAAUGAGUUAUUGCUUAACAUUAUGAUCACAUAUCCAACAUAUUUGCUUGAUAUAUCAUUGAAAUCAGAAAAUGUGAUACAAGUUCAUUUAAAGCAACUUAAUGAAGAAUACAUCUAUAUUGGUUCUCACACUGUACUGAUAGUCGGUGAUUCAUUGAAUAAUUUAUUAUUAUAUGAGGAAAAUGUGUAA
Messenger RNA from Teleopsis dalmanni, 1077 nucleotides. RefSeq names its product probable ATP-dependent DNA helicase HFM1. The coding region runs from base 1 to 1077 and encodes 358 amino acids. Lineage: Eukaryota; Metazoa; Arthropoda; Insecta; Diptera; Diopsidae. The record is from RefSeq and is a predicted model, not a curated record. The transcript is spliced from 6 exons.